Molecule: messenger RNA, 1760 nt
Organism: Ilex paraguariensis (yerba mate)
Lineage: Eukaryota; Viridiplantae; Streptophyta; Magnoliopsida; Aquifoliales; Aquifoliaceae
Source: the annotation of a GenBank genome assembly
AGGAGGAGAGAGGAGCAUGCAUCUGUAAUUUGAUGACUGAAACUAUAAAAAUUGUAUCGUUUCCUUAAAAACUUAUGUGGGCUUCUCUGGACCUCUCAUUUGUAAUCCAACGGUAGAGAAUGGACGAACUCCAGAGGCCUUCCAACUCUACGUUCCCUACUCUAGAUAAACAAUGUGCGUCCACUCAAUCGCCACCUCAAAAUUUAAACGACAGUUCCCAUACGAACCACAGGCUCGAUACAACCAACAAUCACUACAGGGGAGAGAGAGAGAGAGAGAUGCUCAGCAGAGUAGCAGUGGUCACAGUUUCACCCUCUGCGGUUUCUGCAAACUCCUCUAGGUUUCUUUGCCAAUUCAAUAAGAAGAUCUCUUUCGUCUCAAACCCAUUACAUGAUUCUCUGAGAAUCUUAAAAUGGAAGUGUAAUUACAGCAAUAUGUCCAGAAUGAAGAGCUCUGCUUCAAAAUUCGUGAACUGUGCCUCGGCACAGCCCCUCAAGAACCCUGAUGAACUCAUUGACUCUGUUGAGACCUUUAUUUUUGACUGCGAUGGGGUAAUAUGGAAAGGGGAUAAACUGAUAGAUGGAGUCCCAGAAACUCUUGACAUGCUCCGGUCAAAGGGGAAGAGAUUAGUUUUUGUCACUAACAACUCAACAAAGUCUAGGAAACAAUAUGGGAAAAAGUUUGAAACUCUUGGGCUUAAUGUUAGCGAGGAGGAAAUUUUUGCAUCAUCUUUUGCUGCAGCUGCUUAUUUAAAGUCAAUCAAUUUCCCUAAAGAUAAAAAGGUUUAUGUGAUUGGUGAGGAUGGCAUCUUGAAGGAGCUUGAGCUAGCUGGAAUUCCAUACCUUGGGGGACUGGCAACAGCGAGGGAUUUUGACAUCAAAAUCAGGGAAAGGAGUCGGGUUGCUAGCUUUUCUGUUGUUGUUGAUUGGGGAGUUAUAGAUUGGUUGAGUAAAACCUUUUGUCAGGCUGUUCUUUGCAAUAACUAUGGUGUCUUCUUCAGAAAGUUCAGAGCAGUCACAAGGAUUGAAAAUUCUGGAAGGCAGAAAAUUAUCACUGUUCCUGAAGGAUUAAAUGGAGUAGGGUGGACUACAAUGGCACAGGUGUUUACUGAUAUUAGUAAUGGAAGUUUACAGGGAGAGAAUUUGAAAAGAGAGAAGACUAAGGUGGAAAACAGAGCAGCACAUGUUUCAUUCAAAAAUGCUUUGGCUCAAAUCAAAGUGAAUGGGAAUAAGUCGGGUCUAAUUCAUUCAGAUUUUGAUGUGGAAUUGCAAAGACUUGUCUAUAAAAUAAGAAUUAGGGUGAAUCGUAGACUGGAAAUUGAGAUUCUGAUGGGUUGUGAUGUUCAAAAAUGGCGAGGUAGUACUGAAGUUACAUACCACUGGCGAGAGGUUGAAGAUGACCAGCCUAAGGGAAAAUACAGCACGUGGCAGAGAGGCAAGGGAUGGUGUACAAGGUUGGGUUUAAAACAAUCGACGAGUCUUCAGAUUUGUCGGGCACAUGAUGAUGACUUCCUUUUCCAGAUGAUGGAGCGGCCAAUGACUCUUAUUCUUCAAGCUGAUGGAGAGGCAGAUCCGAUGUAUUUGGAAUCCAAUUUGGUGUUCCACGAGAGGGAUAAUAGGAGUUCCAAGCAAGCUAAAAAUUCAAACAUGAGGAUGAUCGACUUUCAAGGGGAAUCACACGACAUUGAGCAUAUUCAUUUUGGGGCUAAAAAUGAGUUUGAGAAUGGUUUUUUUAUGCUCUUAGAGCUAGAGAAGAGCUGA